Strongylocentrotus purpuratus (purple sea urchin) is the source of this 3060-nucleotide messenger RNA. RefSeq names its product ankyrin repeat domain-containing protein 50-like. The coding region runs from base 1 to 3060 and encodes 1019 amino acids. NCBI's taxonomy places the organism in Eukaryota, Metazoa, Echinodermata, Echinoidea, Camarodonta, Strongylocentrotidae. The record is from RefSeq and is a predicted model, not a curated record. Gene Ontology annotation, molecular function: protein binding. Gene Ontology annotation, cellular component: cytoplasm. The transcript is spliced from 7 exons.
AUGGCGCUGUUUUCAGCAGCAGCAAAAGGAGACGUCCUGAAGAUACAAUCAUUAAUCGACCCAGAAGACAAGUCAGAGGAUUCGGGAGGAGUUGAUGUAAACUGCUCGGAUGCGUACGGCAAGACACUCCUUCACAUUGCUUCGGAAAACGGACAUUUGCAAACGGUUAAAUGCCUUACCCAUCAUGGAGCAAAAGUGAAUAUGGUGGAUGCUAACCUACAGACAUCGGUUCACUUAUGCUCAAAGAAAGGCCAUCUUCGUGUGAUAGAGCUGUUAGUGAACGAAGGGGCAGAUAUUGAUGUUGGUGACGACAUUGGGUUUACAGCUCUUCAUAUAGCAACAUUCAAUGGUCAUCUUGAUACUGUCAAAUAUCUCGUUAGUAAAGGGGCAGACUUAGGGAGAAUUGCUAAUGAUUACUGGACCCCUCUACACCUUGCUUUAUACAGUGGCCAUCUUGACAUUGCAGAGUACCUUUUGACAGAAGGAGCCAAUAUUAACGCGUGUAGUAAAGGGGGAUGUACAGCACUACAUGCUGCAUCACAAACCGGAAAUAUAGAUGGAGUGAAAUAUCUAACCAGUCAAGGAGCAGAGCUGGAUAGGAGUACCGACGACGGUAAGAAUGCACUAAGUUUGGCUUCAUUUAGGGGACACCUUGAUAUUGUUAAAGUUCUCGUUAAGGAAGGGGUAGAGGUUGACAAAGCACUCAGGAACGGGAUGACACCCUUGUGUCUUGCAACAAAAAGAGGUCAUCUGGGCAUUGUCGAGGUCUUACUGAACGUAGGAGCAAAUAUUGAUAACUGUAAUCGAGACGGGCAAACAUCACUCCACAUUGCAUCGUCUAAUGGACACGUUGAAAUAGUUCAUCAUCUUGUUAGCAAAGGGGCACAGCUUGAUAAAUGUGACAAAAACGACAGGACACCCUUGUGUUGUGCUUCCAAAAAAGGCCAUCUUGAAGUCGUCGAGUUUAUUGUGAACGAAGGAGCAGACAUUGAAAUUAGUGAUAAAGACGGGUUUACAGCUCUUCACAUAGCAUCAUUCAAUGGUCAUCUUGAUAUUGUCAAAUACCUUGUUAGUAAAGGGGCAGACCUGGGGAGACUUGCUAAUGAUUACUGGACACCUCUACACCUUGCUUUAGACAGUGGCCAUCUUGAUAUUGCAGAUUACCUUUUGACAGAAGGAGCCAACAUUAACACAUGUGGUAAAGAUGGAUAUUCAGCUCUACAUACUGCAUCACAAACUGGUGAUAUUGAGGUAGUGAAAUAUCUAACCAGUCAAGGAGCAGAAGUGGAUAGGAGCACUGACGAUGGUUGGACCGCACUUAUUUUGGCUUCAUUUGGCGGACGCCUUGACAUUGUCAAAUACCUUGUUAGUAAAGGGUCUCAGCUUGACAAAUGUGACAAAGCCGACAGGACCCCCUUGUAUUGUGCUUCUCAAGAAGGCCAUUUUGAAGUCGUCCAGUAUAUCGUGAACAAGGGAGCAGGCAUUGAAAUUGGUGAUAAAGAUGGGUAUACAGCUCUUCACAUUGCAUCCUUCAAGGGUCAUCUUGAUAUUGUCAAAUACCUUGUUAGGAAAGGGGCACAGCUUAACAAAUGUAACAAAAGCGACAGGACACCCUUGUCUUGUGCUUCCCAAAAAGGCCAUCUUGAAGUCGUCGAGUUUCUUGUGAACGAAGGAGCAUGCAUUGAAAUUGGUAAUAAAGAUGGGGUUACAGCUCUCCACAGAGCAUCAUUCAAUGGUUAUCUUGAUAUUGUCAAAUACCUUGUUAGUAAAGGUGCAGACCUGGGGAAACUUGCUAAUGAAGAGGACCACUAUGACUACCUUCGCAGUACGUUCGGUAGUAAGGCUCUCCCUAGCUUAAUGCCCCGCCCAUACUCCCCAACAUACGAUCCAUAUCUUACCAGUAAACAAGACAGCUCUAGCUCCUCGAGGAAGAGUAUCACAGAAGAGACAAAGAUUAUAAGUCUAGACGAGUACAGCAUCAAGGUUCCAAUUUCACCAGACGAUGUGGACAGAGCCAAAUAUAUCACAGCAGAAGCAUUGACAACCAUUCCACCUGACUUAAAGCUGGACAAAGACGAAGUUAUCAUCUCAGUUGGGCUCAAGCUAUCCCCUCCUGGUCUUCAGUUUAAAACUCCGGUGGAAGUCACGGUCUCGCAUAGCGCUAUUUUCACCAACCCAGACAAGGCAGAAAUUGUGCUAUACACCCGAAGAACUGGGUCUGAUGAAUUUUCAAGGAUCGUUCCUGCUUCUGACAAAGCUGCUCGGUGUGUAGUUGCAAAGAAUCACAUUACUCUGUACUUAGACCAUUUCUCGGAAUGGUGGAUUAUCUCCUUAAUCAGGAGAUACUUCAUCGGUAAACGGCUCAUCUGUACGCCAUACGUUCCCCUGUCAACAUCUAGAGACGUCAUGAACUACAUCCUGCUCAAUAUUAGAGAUGACUUCUGCGGCAUGAAAGAGGAUACCAUACGAGAUUACAAGGUAGCCUUUCCUGGUGAGCAGUACUGUGUAUAUUGGGGAAAGGGACCCCUUUUUGUCAGACACCUGGAAAACAAAGAGGAAGUGUCAAAAGAGGAACUUGAAGAAUGUGCUUUCUUUGACAUGACGACCCAUCGCAUGCCGUUCAAUCUUCAGCCACGUGAAAGGAUAGUAUCCGGAGUUCUCGUCACUCUCAUCUUGAAGCAAAAAAUCACGAAGAAGAUCACCUUCCCAGUACAGUACAUCGAUGUGCCGCAUGAGAAUCCAAUUGCCCAAUCAACUCCGACAGGAACUGCAUCGUCCAAAGGCAGAGCUGAACAACAUGAUGUUGGACGGGGAACAUCCAAAUCACCUCAGCUCCCCGAAGAGCUGACGAUAAGCAGGCAUCAGCAUCUUGAAACGAUAGGUUCAACAUCACCUGAGCCUGCAGGCACAAAGGGUAGAAGUAGUCAUACUGAAGACCUUACAAGACCUAGGCCGUUGACUCCGCCAUCGAUAGAGUCACCGUCAUGUGAACAUGCCUACCAAGUCACACCUGAUUUGGUAACAGAAAGAGGAGCAAUUGGUAAGGAGCUAAAAGAUUAA